Messenger RNA from Penicillium manginii, 783 nucleotides. RefSeq names its product SDR family NAD(P)-dependent oxidoreductase. The transcript has 3 exons. The record is from RefSeq and is a predicted model, not a curated record. Lineage: Eukaryota; Fungi; Ascomycota; Eurotiomycetes; Eurotiales; Aspergillaceae. The coding region runs from base 1 to 783 and encodes 260 amino acids.
AUGUCUGACUUAACAGGGUUCGGAAAUUAUUUCAAUCUCAAUGGCAAAGUCGCUUUGGUGACAGGAGGAUCCCGUGGGCUGGGAUUGCAUACUGCGACAGCCUUUCUGAAAGCCGGCGCAAAGACAGUGAUCAUAACCGCUAGGAAAUACGAAGGCCCGCAGGGGAUAGGACAAGCUGUUCAAAAGUUGAAUCAGUUACCUAAGAUCAGAGGGAGAGCCAUCGGCAUAGCUGCAAAUGUCGCGCAAAUCGAAGGAAUCGAGAAGCUCGUCAGCGAAAUCCAGAAAUUGGAGGGAAGACUUGAUAUUCUCGUCGCCAAUGCUGGAGCGACGUGGGGAGGACCGUUCGAGACAACACCGGACUGGAGAACACAGAAGGUGUUGGAUUUGAAUGUGCGAGGAACAUUCAAUCUGGCAAGGCUAUUUACCCCACUGCUCGAAUCGUCCGGUACUAUAACCUGCCCGUCCCGGAUUAUUGUAGUGAGCUCCAUCGCCGGGACCCAUGUGCCUCACGUCGGCGAGCAUGGAACAAUUGUAUAUGCCAUAUCAAAAGCAGCAACCCACCAUCUCACGAAGAACCUGGCUGUGGAGCUCGGUCCAAAGAACAUCCUCACAAAUAGCAUUUCCCCUGGAUUCUUCCCGUCCAAGCUGGCCAACGGCCUGAUUGAGAUCCUGGGCGGAGAAGAGGAGCUGAAAAGAGCCAACCCGUGCCGUCGUUUGGGUCAGCCUGAUGAUAUUGGGGCAGUGAUGGUAUUUCUAGCUGGCCCAGGUGCUAACUAUAUGUGA